AAGAUUCAGAUACCUUUUCUGAUUUAUUUUCCAACUGUCCUCAUCAAAAUGGGUUUCUCAUUAUUAUUUUCAUUUGUUAUUGUCGUUGGAAUAUAUAGUUAUAAUUUUUCUGAGGCUAGAGAGCCUGUAUGUUCUAAAUUUGCAUAUGAAGAACAACUUUUAGAAAAAAUGAUAAGGACUGAAAUUAAGGUAGAAACAAUGGUGAAUGAAAUUAAGAAAACUGAGGAUAAUGUCAUCAGUACAUUAGGUGACAUUAAACAAACAGUUUCAGAUUUUACAGACAUGUUUGCAGACUUGAGAGGAAACAUAACGGACGAGAUGUUAAAGAGAAAUGACGAGAUAGAUAGGAGAGGAGAAUCCUUCAAGAAGUUAUUUGAGGAGACCAGAACCAACCUCAUGAGUGACAUGGAAGCUAAAAGAGAAGAACUUACUCAACUUCAAGGAAAACUUGAACGACUUCCGAUUGCUUUCCAUGCACACCACGUGGCAGAUUUGCUUCUUGAUACUAAAGAUGAGAUAAUUAUAUUUACGAAAAGCCUGAUUAACGAGGGAACAGGCUACGACACUUCUACUGGAAUAUUUACAGCACCCGUUGGAGGAAUAUACCAGUUUGUUGUUCAUACAUGCGCUUAUAUCAAGAAACAUGCUUUUAUUGGUCUGGUGUUGGAAGGUACAGUUAUUGCAGCAGAUUCAAACUAUGAUGGGGAUUAUCACACCUGUAGUACUGUUGGAGCAAUAGUGAGAGUAAGAUCGGGUGAAAAGGUUUGGGUCAAAUCAACAUCGUCAGCUUCUAACCGCCAGCUAUGUCAAAGCUCAAAUAUCAUGAACACAUUCAGUGGAAUACUUGUCAAUAAUUGAAUGAUUAAAUCAUCCAACUUUUUUAUAUGACAUUAUACAAGAUAAUCGUAUAUCUGAUUUUUCUUAACAAAUAUUUAUCUGAGGAAGAAUAUAUUUUGAUAACAAAUCUUGAAAAAUAUAAUAUUUUGCUGUGUUUAUAAGUAAAUAUAUACCACUAUAUUGUCACGUUUUCAAAUAAAUAUAGCAUGUACGCAUU
This is a messenger RNA of Ruditapes philippinarum (Manila clam), 1054 nucleotides long. RefSeq lists its product as uncharacterized. The record is from RefSeq and is a predicted model, not a curated record. NCBI's taxonomy places the organism in Eukaryota, Metazoa, Mollusca, Bivalvia, Venerida, Veneridae. Gene Ontology annotation, molecular function: protein binding. Bases 49 to 858 code for a protein of 269 amino acids. The transcript is spliced from 3 exons.